Phyllopteryx taeniolatus (common seadragon) is the source of this 3119-nucleotide messenger RNA. RefSeq names its product Rho GTPase activating protein 27 (gene arhgap27). Gene Ontology annotation, cellular component: cytoplasm. Gene Ontology annotation, molecular function: protein binding. Lineage: Eukaryota; Metazoa; Chordata; Actinopteri; Syngnathiformes; Syngnathidae. Gene Ontology annotation, biological process: signal transduction; regulation of GTPase activity. Bases 205 to 2796 code for a protein of 863 amino acids. The transcript is spliced from 19 exons. The record is from RefSeq and is a predicted model, not a curated record.
UAUCUUCACAUUUCACUAUGUGAACUUGAACGAACCCCGUGGGACAUAUUGCGAGCAGAUGGACACUUUUUUUUUCUUCUUUUUUUUUUUUAAAUUAGAUGAUUUCGUAAACGUUAAACAUGAAGAAAUGGCACUUACACCAGCUCAGCGCCAUAGUAUUGAUGCCGUUUCUAUGACAACACUUGUCACGAAAGCAUUGAGCUGAUGUCGGCAGUCCAGCAUGAGUGUGAAUACGAAACCCAUGAUGGCCACCUCGUGUCCAUCAAGCCCGACGAAACCUACUUCCUGCUCUCCAGGACUAAUAAACACUGGUGGCACGUCUGCACCAAGCACGACAACACCAGGCCCUUCUACAUCCCCGCCCGGUAUGUGCGGGAUCUCGACGCGAAAGCGACAAUGACGGCGGCCCGUGAAGCUCUCGGAGAUUCCUGCCGGUUCUCCACGUUUGGCGUCUGUGACGCCAAAGCUGAGGUGAAACCUGAAAGAAGCACACGCGGUGGAGGAGACGGACAGCACGGAAAAGUGGAAUUGACUGUCAGAAUAGACGAGGAGGAUCGGUUGCCUUCUUGUGAUGUCAUUGCAAUGCACAAGGUGGAUGAUGAGAGUGUACGAGCGCCCAUCUACGUCAACGUAGCUCAGCUUCGCCAGAACCCCGCCGAAUCGCCGCCCCACCAGGACCCUGACGGAUGGGAGGUGCACCUUGAUCCGGAGAGCGGUCAGGACUACUACUACCACCCCGCCACAGGGCACACCACCUGGGAAAACCCCCUCGCCAAGUCGUCAGCUGACCCUGAACCGCUUCCCCCCUUACCCUCUCGGUCUCCCACAUACUUCUUGUCCACCGCCUCCCGCCCGGCGUGGACGUCAGACUGGGAGCAGAUAGUGGAUGAGCGCAGCGGGUGCCCCUACUUCUACAACGCCAUGUCUGGGGAGACGUCCUGGGAGCCGCCGGAGCCACUCAGCCCGUACCCCCCCCUGAUGGAGCCUAUGAGCGUGCACCGCUUUCACCAGGACAAGUCGCCUCAGCUACCCGAGGAAGACUACCGCUCGGAAGAUUACCCUGGAGGUGCUGAUAGACCUGAUCCUGACGAGGAGACCCCUACCAUGGGGUCGCCCACAUCUCCCAGGGAAUACGACCUGUCCCACGUGAGCCGCACCGUAAUCCCCCGGGCCAGCCUGGAUCGCAGCACGCCAUCCGGCUGGAGGCUCAUCGUGGAGCCCAAUGGCACCUGGGUGUUCACCAAUGAGCACUCGCUAGAGCAGUGGGUCAAGUCCAUGGACGACCUGGGCCAGACUUACUACUACCUGAGAGACGGAUCCAAAUCCCAGUGGAACCUGCCUGAGGCAGUCCCUGCGUUGCCGGGGCUGUCCCAGGAGGAGAACGGUGUGGAAGCCGAUGAGAUGUCUGUCAUCACGAACUGGAGACAUAGCGUGGGACCGACCCAGCUCGCCUCAGUCCAAGAUGACGCAAGUUUCGUACCGACCCACCGGAGGACCACGUCGGACUACAGCAGCGACAGCUCCAGCACGGGAAACACCCCCGAGGCGCAGCCCAACGCUCCUGGGUUUCAACUCUGGAGAAACCCCUACUACCUGACCUCCAGGUGGCUGCGGUAUAACGUGCAGAACUUGGAGAAAGCCGGAAUCCUCAACAAGACAAAAGUGUCUGAAAAUGGCAAAAAAGUGAGGAAAAACUGGGCCCAGACCUGGACGGUCCUGCAUGGAGGCACACUGACCUUCCACAAAGACCCAAAAUCGACAGCGGCAGGAGUUUUGAGCAAGACCAAUCAGAUCGUCCCAGAGGUGUCAGUGGACCUGCGAGGCGCCAUGAUCAGUUGGGCCUCCAAGGACAAAUCGAGCAAGAAGAACGUUUUAGAGUUAAAAAGCAGGAACGGCGUUGAGUUUCUGCUCCAGUACGAUACUGAGAGCAUCAUCAGUGACUGGCACAAAGUAUUACUAGACACUAUACGACAACUGGAGUACCAGGACCACCGCUCCGAGGAGGAGGACGGCGACGACGUGUAUGAGAAGAUCGGCGCCGUGGAGCAACAGAUUGCCAGCGACUGGCGUAGGGCCUCCAGGCCGAGUGUCAACAACACCAGCGGCGGAGAAACCGACCCAAAGAAGGUUCGCACCAAGCUAAUCAAGUUCCUCUUGAAGCGUCCCUCGCUUCAGGCAGUCAAGGAGAAAGGAUACAUACGAGAAAACGUGUUCGGCUGCCACCUGGCCACGCUUUGCGCACAGGAGAGGACCACCGUUCCGAGCUUUGUGGAGAAGUGCAUUAAAGCGCUGGAGAAGAAAGGUUUGGAUAUCGACGGACUCUAUAGGGUCAGCGGGAACCUCGCUGUCAUCCAGAGACUGCGCUACAAGGCAGAUCACGAGGAACUGGACCUAGAGGAUGGCCAGUGGGAGGACGCUCACGUCCUCACUGGAGCACUGAAGCUGUUUUUCCGCGAGCUUCCCGAGCCACUUUUUCCCUUCAGCCACUUUGACAAGUUCAUCUCUGCCAUCAGACUGACUGAUUACAACACAAAGGUGUGUCGCAUUUAUGAGUUUGUCAAAUCUCUUCCCGCCCCUAAUCACGACACCAUGAAACUCCUGUUUGGACAUCUACGGCGGGUCAUCCAGUGUGGCGAGGACAACCGCAUGACGGUGCAGAAUGUGGCCAUCGUGUUCGGCCCGACACUCCUGCGGCCUGAGUCGGAGUCGGGCAACAUCACCAUGCACAUGGUUUUCCAGAACCAGUUAGUGGAAUUCAUCCUCAACGAGUACGAGCGCCUUUUCCACUCGGGCUGAAGGAGUUUAUUUGAAGAUUUAACACGACACCUCUUGUGACACGAUUGUACUAUAGAAAUGUAUACAGCUAUUAAUAUGAGCAAGCCAUUGUGAAAAACCCCCCAAUAUAGAUUGUUUGCAUUAAAACAAUAUCUAUGCUGUAUUUUUAUUUCUCUAGUGACAACAUAGAACUACUGUAUAUAUAGAUUAAUGACAGACUGGAGAGGAGGUGGCCGUUAAAGAAAAUGCAUGUGCUGUGAAAUAGAAUUACACAGCAUUGAUAUGCUGAAAGUUGUCAAAAAUGUUAUACAAUGUUAUUCCAUAAUAAAAUAACUUUGAAAAGA